Molecule: messenger RNA, 768 nt
Organism: Paramisgurnus dabryanus
Lineage: Eukaryota; Metazoa; Chordata; Actinopteri; Cypriniformes; Cobitidae
Source: RefSeq, a predicted model, not a curated record
AUGACCACAACUGUUCCUCCAACAGCUACCAAAGUUGCUCCAACAACCACAACUGUUGCUCCAACCACAACAACUGCUGAUCCAACAACCUCAACUGCUGCUCCACCAACCACAACAGUUCUUCCAACAACUACCACAGUUGCUCCAACAACCACAACUGUUGCUCCAACAACCACAACAGUUCCUCCAACAACUACCACUGUUGGUCCAACAACCACAAAUACUCCUUCAACGACCACAACAAUUCUUCCAACAACUACCACAGUUCCUCCAACAACCACAACUGUUGCUCCAACGACCACAACUGUUCCUCCAACAACUACCACAGUUGCUCCAACAACCACAGCUGUUGCUCCAACCACAACAACUGCUGCUCCAACAACCACAACAGUUGCUCCAACAACCCGAACUGUUGCUCCUACGACCACAAGAGUUCCUCCAACGACUACCACAGUUGCUCCAACAACCACAACUGUUGCUUCAACGACCACAACAGUUCCUCCAACAAGUACCACAGUUGCUCCAACCACCACAACUGUUGCUCCAACCACCACAACUGCUGCUCCAACAACCACAACUGUUGCUCUAACGACCACAACAGUUCCUCCAACAACUACCACAGUUGCUCCAACAACCACAACAAUUCCUCCAACGACCACAACAGUUCCUCCAACAACUACCACAGUUGCUCCAACAACCACAACUGUUGCUCCAACCACCACAACAGUUCCUCCAACAACUACCACUGUUGCUCCAACAACCACAAAU